Messenger RNA from Menidia menidia (Atlantic silverside), 921 nucleotides. The record is from the annotation of a GenBank genome assembly. NCBI's taxonomy places the organism in Eukaryota, Metazoa, Chordata, Actinopteri, Atheriniformes, Atherinopsidae.
CUGACGGCUCUAUACGGGAUCGAGGAGGUGCUAAAGCUGCAGGAGGGCGAGACCCUGCUGGUGAACGCGGCGGCCGGAGCCGUGGGCGCCGUGGUCGGAGGUCAUUUCUCAAGCCUGGCCAUCCAGCAGAUGAAGGACUUUGGGAGGGUUGCUGUUUGUGGAAGUAUCUCCACCUAUAAUGAUGCCAAACAUGAGACAGGACCUUACCCUUUGAUAAAGAUAAACAUGAAGCAGCUUAAGAUUGAAGGUUUCAUGCAAAGCCGAUGGGAACAUGAGCAUCCAGAAGGCCUCCGGAAACUGAUGGGCUGGUUGAAGCAGGGGAAGCUGAAGUUUCAGGAGCACGUCACAAAGGGUUUUGACAACAUGCCAGCAGCUUUUAUGGGGAUGCUGCAGGGAGAAAACCUGGGCAAGGCCGUCAUUUCAUUGUGGAUUCUGGCCAAACACUUUGAGGGGUUCCCAAAAACCAGCGACUUCCAGCUCCAGGUGGAGGAGCUCCCGGAGCCCAAAGAUGGAGAGGUGCUUCUGGAAGCGGUUUUUCUCAGCGUGGAUCCCUACAUGAGGCCGUUCAGCAGGGUCCGCAUGAAGGAAGGGGACGUAAUGAUUGGAAGUCAAGUGGCAAAAGUGAUUCAGAGCAGGAACCCGGCCUUUCCUGUGGGGAGCCACGUUGUGAGUCGCUCCGGGUGGAAGACCCACGCGGUCAGCGACGGGUCGGACCUCGUCCCCGUGGCAACCGACUGGCCUCAGGACGUCUCUCUGUCUCUGGCCCUGGGAACCAUCGUAUCUCAACCUAUAAUGAUACUACACCCCAAACAGGGGAAGCUGAAGUGUCGGGAGCACGUCACAAAGGGCUUUGACAACAUGCCAGCUGCUUUCAUGGGGAUGCUUCAGGGAGAAAACCUGGGCAAGGCCGUGGUUGCAGUC